This is a messenger RNA of Abrus precatorius (Indian licorice), 1542 nucleotides long. RefSeq lists its product as uncharacterized. Gene Ontology annotation, cellular component: mitochondrion. NCBI's taxonomy places the organism in Eukaryota, Viridiplantae, Streptophyta, Magnoliopsida, Fabales, Fabaceae. Bases 174 to 1460 code for a protein of 428 amino acids. The transcript is spliced from 12 exons. Gene Ontology annotation, molecular function: protein binding. The record is from RefSeq and is a predicted model, not a curated record.
ACAUCCGGAGUUUCGCUGCGACCCUCUUCCUUCGACUUUUAAGGACUGUAACAAACACAUUAACUUGAGUGAUCACAGUCCCAAAUAGGGCGACAAAAUCACUUCCACUUUCUAACCCUUUCGUUCUAAAACGCCACCCUUUUCAGUGUUCUUUCAAGUUUUCGCCAUAAAAAAUGCUUCGCAUCGCAGCAAAAUUGUCAUCAAGGGCUUCUUCAACUGCAAAGUCAUUCCCCAUUUCCUGCACCAGAAUUUCCCCUCUUCCCUCUCCAUCCUUCAGGUCAUUCACCAUUGGUUUGGAAUUGGAAGCAAACAUGGUAGUCCCAGAUGCUAUUAGAAUGAUCAACUACGCAUUGAAACAAGCCAGAACUGAAAGAUCACUUGGAGCGUACCGUAUGGGUUUGACUGUGUUGAAGCACUGCAUUACUACUGAGUUAACUGAAGGCAAAGACCCAGUGCGUGAGAAUUCAAAAGGAAUGGCCUUGCUUGCUAUGUCCACCUUGUUAUCUGAGAGAGGAGAAUACGGUGAAGCAAUAGAGAAGCUCGAUGGUGUUCAAGACUUAACCAAUUCUUACUUGGGUGUUAGAGUUGCUGCAUUUGAAGCUCAGGCUGGCUUUCAUCUAGAGUUGGGGAAGGAUGAUUUGGCAUCGGUGGUGGCUGACAAAUGCAUUGAUCUUGUGGAGAAGCAACCGCAAGCAAGAGAUCAUGAGGCUCAAUAUGUUCGUGCCAAAGCACUAAAAGGGCUGAUUGAACUUGUCAAUGGCAAUAUUGAGUCAGCUGAAGCUUUCUUUGACAAAUCUCUCUGUGACAAGCACGGCGAUGGUACUGCUGCUGUAUCAUAUGCGGAAUUCCUACAAAUAAAACAGGACUAUUCAUUGGCAAGACAGGUUUACCGUAAUGUCUUACAAGGUGCUAUUGAAAUAAAAAAGGCUGGGAGACCAUACCUAGGAGCAGGUAACCUGAACUUGGAGGGUUUAACGAUUGGGGCCAUGUGUUCUUUAGGACAGCUUGAAUCAUAUAUGGGUAACUUCCGAAAUGCAGAGAUUUAUUUGACACAGGCAUUAGAGAAGGCAGAGGAAAACUAUGACCCUCAUCAUCCCAAGGUGGGGAUUGUCUUAACAAGCAUAGCUUUUAUGUAUGGGCGUAAAGCAAUUCAGGAAGGCUCAAGUGCGCUCUUGAUUCAAGAGGGUCUCUACAGAAAAGUGAUUGAUAUUUUGAAGGUUCCACCAAUGGAAACUAAGUCUGAGGAAGGUGCUGCACCAUCGGUAGAUAGAAGUGAUAUAGCGGCUUUUGCAAGAGAAGUACUUGGUGUCCAAGAAAAUAGAAAGGCUGAAGGAGAGGAGAUGAAAAAGUUGGCUGAGGCUAUUUGGAAAAACCGCAGGUUGUCUCUGGCUGAUGCUCUAGGAAACAAUGACUCGAAUAAAACUAUGGUCAUAGAUGCUCGAAUUAGCAGGCUUCUGUAAAGGUGGUCAAUUUUCUGCUGCUUCUCUUGCUAGGUUCAGGUUGGACUAUGAUUCUUGAUGACAAGAAAAUGGAUUAAUUAUG